CCCAUCCGCCGCCGCCAUGAAGGGCCCCGUGGAGGUCACCCUGACGAGGGACACCCCCUCCGCCCGCCGCUGCUGGUGGCGGCGCGACGACGACCUCGUCGACGACGGCGACGUCGGCGUCCUCCGGAUCGGCCGCGGCCUGGCCGCCGUGGACACCACCUUCUCCUCCACCGACGAAGUCACCAAGCGCUGGCUCGCCGAGGCCUCCGCAGCGGCCCGCGGCCGCCACCUACGCAAGCCCUUCCUCGCGGGCCUCGUCGCGCUGCGCGGCCUCGACCCCGCCGACCGGGACAACUACCGGGGGAGGGGCCGCGGUGGCUUCAAGCCCACCGACCACGCCAACCCGAUCCGCUGCGUCGCCCUCUGCCUCGGCGGCUCCCGCGCCCUCGUCUACAGCCCCGACACCCACGGCUACCGCGUCCGCAAGCCCGCCUACGCCGGCGACCUACUCAAGUUCUACGACAACAACAUGACCCAGCUCCGCGCGUUCCUGGACGACAACCGCAUCACCGUCGCUUGCUUCGGCGCGCGGGAGGUCACGAGGAAGCUGGCCAAGGAGUGGGGCCUGCACGUGGCCUGGCCGGAGGAGCUCACGGAUCUGUUCGCGCGCGCCUACGGGAAGGUCGCCGGGGUGGAGCGCGAGGAGAGGCUGCUGCCGAAGAAGCCCGAGAAGUACUGGAUGGGGAAGGCGGCGCUCAAGAGGGAGAAGGCCAAGGCCGAGCGGGACGAGUACGACACCGACGAGGAGGAGAGGCUCAACAAUCUCGGCCGGACGCUGCGGCCGCGCAAGGUGGUGAGCGGCCUGAGCCUCGAGCGCAUGGCGAGGGUGGCGCUCGGGCCGGAGAUGCGUCUCGCGCGCUGCCCGCCGAAGGUGGCGCAUGCGGACUGGGGCAGCUACUACCUGGGCGAGGAGGAGUGGGCGUACGCCACCCGCGACGCGUACCUCUGCUUCGAGAUCGCGGCUCGCUGCUUCGAGAAACUCCUCGAACCCAACGCCGCCGGAUCGUCGAGCUCGAGCGCCAAGCCGGCUGUCGCGACCGUUGGUAUGGUGCGCCCCGCCGCCGUCCUGUCUCACUAGCCGUCAUGAUCUGAACAUGGCUCGGCGUAUCGAUCGCUAAGUUUUUGCUGCUGCGUUUAAUUUGCUCUGUUACGUUAGUUGGUAUGAUCAUCCUUAUCAGUAUGGUGUAGCAAGGUAUCAGUAGUAGUGGCGUA
Setaria italica (foxtail millet) is the source of this 1212-nucleotide messenger RNA. RefSeq lists its product as uncharacterized. Gene Ontology annotation, molecular function: 3'-5' exonuclease activity; nucleic acid binding. Gene Ontology annotation, cellular component: cytoplasm; nucleus. The transcript has a single exon. Bases 17 to 1078 code for a protein of 353 amino acids. The record is from RefSeq and is a predicted model, not a curated record. Lineage: Eukaryota; Viridiplantae; Streptophyta; Magnoliopsida; Poales; Poaceae.